Molecule: messenger RNA, 2246 nt
Organism: Glossina fuscipes
Lineage: Eukaryota; Metazoa; Arthropoda; Insecta; Diptera; Glossinidae
Gene: fs(1)Ya
Product: mitosis initiation protein fs(1)Ya
Exons: 3
Coding region: 53-2218 (721 amino acids)
Source: RefSeq, a predicted model, not a curated record
AAAACAGCUUCGCUUUCGGCGAUUAACAUAAGUGCCAUAGUUAAAAGAUAGUAUGCAUAUACCGGACGAUGUUAUUUGUAAAUACUGCCAAGAAGUGUUCUGUUGUGACAAAUGUCGUUAUAAACACGAAUUAGGAGCUCAUGCCAUUAAGAUUCGUCAGUCGGCUGCUGCUUGCGAUGAAGAUCAAAAGUUUCGAGUAGACGAUCAAUUGCAUGACGUUAAAACUAUUUUUAUGUGUUGUCCGAUAUGUGAAAAUCGUCCAUUACCAUUAAAAAGUGAUUUUUGCGAAGAAAUACUGAAUCAUUUGAGGAGCAAACACUUGCCAUUAAAAUGUCAGAAAUGCUCUAAAGUUUACCAAAAGAUUGAUGAUAUGAAGGAGUUUAGUAAAUGCGUUCGCGAUAAAUCAAAUCUUCAGGAAGAAUCCGCAAAUGAGGUGAAUCAAUCGCGAAAUGUAGCUGAAGCUUCUAACCUUGAUCUUGAUCACAAAAAAGUGGGUAAAACAAUUUCCACGCAGACAUCACCGAUGUGGCAAGAACAUUUUUGUGAAAUCGACUCAGGACACAAAUCUGUUACAGGUUUGCGUUAUAAGACAAAAUGUAAGGCCGCAUGUGACGAACUUUUAACCGAUAGUGUAUCAUCCAUUAAAAAUAUUUCCUCAGCAACUAACAGUUCAAUGAAAAAAAGUUCCACUGAUAAGGCGGGUAAAUUGAUACGAUCGACCUCAACGCCAGUUCAGUUGGGAAUUUUAUUUGCUAAACCGAGAGAACAAGCAUUCAACGCAAGCGGUAACGGUCAGGUGUCCAGCAUUCAUAGUAUUGGUUGUGAAUUAGAUAAUAGUCCAGCAUGGCUUCAUACAAAUAAUCAAGCCGUUGAAAAUGUGAAUUGUUAUCGUAAAUGGAGUGGUGUUCGUUCGAAAAUGACAGCUAUAACUCCCCUAAGACAAGUAAUGUCUAAAAGUAUAAAAAAGGCAUUUGUGGAACAUGGUUUCGCAACAGCUGCAGGAGCUUUACAUAGGGACUCGAACUAUCAUCGAAUGAAUACUCCCCACUCUCCGAAUUCAUCCGUUGUCAAAUCUCCCUCUUCAAGGCCGCUCGAUUUACGCUUGUCACCAGCGUUACGACGCUGUCAAAGCGAAACUGAAGAAGUCUUGAAAAACCAAAUAUCUUAUAUUUCGCAGAAUAAAAAUCAUAACGUCUUGUUAUCCUCGCAAAAAGUUACUACAGAAUCUAUUGUUAUUACACGUACAGAAUGCACCGCAACUGCAAUCACUAGUAAAGAUAAGAAUAUAGAAGCUUCUACAGAACCAUGCUCUUCAACCAGUUCUUCCUAUCAGUCCGCUGCUUCCAGCUGCAUGGAAGGUUCAAUAUUUAAAUCAUGUAGCAGCGUAAAGAUCAUAACUGAAACUACAGAACUAAACCAAGUACAAUUUCAGGCCGAUACGAAAAAAAUUCUAAAUUUAGAACCAGAAAAGAGUAUAAAUAAUUAUCCGGAUCGAAAUUGCGAAUUAAAGAAAAGCAUUAAUAAUCAAUUGGUAGCCUUAACUCCCAUUACGCGAAUACCAGGAGCUCUUAUAAAUAAAAAGUUAAUUAAUUUUGAAACUCCUUUGAAGGAUGAGACUGAUUCACCCAAGUCGAUGAACUCUUCAGUUGAGAUGUUCUUUACACCGAAUGCUACACCAGUGCGAAAAAACAGUUAUGAGACACUAGCAGAUUCUGAUAAAGCUUGCAAACGUUUAUUGCCAGAGCUAAAUGAUGCUGCCUCAGCUUCUUUAAAGGGACGUGGGCAAAGUACUGCUUUGCAAGACUAUAACGAUGAAGAAAAAGUGGCAAAGAUUGAAAAACAAACGAAAAAUAAGGCGAAGAAUCAAAAACAGAGCAUUUGGUCGCUAAUGUCAUCAGUAAUACGUUUUCCGUCCUUUAAAGACACUGAUCAGAAUGAAACCUGUGCAGAAACAAAUCCAAAGCCUACCUUAAAAAAAUGUGCUUCAAUAGCAGUAGGUACUAAUGUACAAGCUCUGGAUGGAAGGGACGGCGGGGACAUUCAAUUCACUAAACGUAAGCGCAGCAAUACUAUCGCUAGCCCAACUAAUUAUCCACAAACUCCCCAACGAACUGAUAUAAAAGCGAUUUCACCUACAGAGAAUUUGAAUGGUUCACCUAAGCGAUUCCGUAUUCAAGGUCGAAGGCCUUUAGAUCGUAUGCUUCUUAAUAAAACCUAAAAUAUUGUGCAUUUUUUGAAAUUAUAUU